AUGACAUUCUGGACACACUUCAUUCGAUUCAUUGCUGUCGAAGAUAGUCAGGUCCACCUGGGCCAACUGGUCGAUACCAGCCGCGAUGUCGGGCGCGACAGUGUUGAAGGAGUCGAAAUAGCUGCAAAUGUCAUAGAAGGAACCAUAUUCGAUGGACGGGUCACUGAUGAGAUCAUGCAUGUGAAGCAGAUACUCGCCCCGGUCACUCAGGAUCAAUGUACCUAUAUCCGAUGCUUGGGUCUCAACUACAUGGACCAUGCCAAAGAGGCCAAUUUGGAACUUCCGAAGGCACCCGUUCUAUUCACCAAGCCUCGCACUGCCCUCGCUGGCCCGUACCCUGCAACGAUCAACAUCCCAAAAUGUGCCCAAGAUGACACGAGUGACUAUGAGGCCGAGCUUUGUCUCGUGAUUGGGAAGAGCGGUCGAGAUAUUCCUGAAGAACAAGCUUUGGAAUAUGUCUUAGGGUACACUGCCUCUAAUGACGUUUCCGCACGGACAAUGCAGAUGCUCACUGGGCAAUGGUCAUUUUCCAAGGGGCUUGAUGGGAGCUGUCCGAUUGGACCCGUCCUCGUCGCCACGUCAGUCAUUGAGGACCCGCAAACGCUCUCGAUUCAGGCCAUACACAACGGCGCCACUGUUCAAGACGGCCAUACGAAAGACAUGAUCUUCAACAUUCGGAAGCAGAUAUCCUAUCUCUCCCAGGGAACGACUCUGGAAGCAGGGACCAUCUUUCUCACUGGAACACCUGCUGGGAUUGGGUAUUUCCGUCAGCCCAGGGUGGUCCUCCGGGAUGGUGAUGAGAUCUCAGUCAAAAUUGAUCAAAUCGGAACCCUUGUCAAUAAAGUCCGAUACGAGUCUCGCUGA
Molecule: messenger RNA, 864 nt
Organism: Penicillium olsonii
Lineage: Eukaryota; Fungi; Ascomycota; Eurotiomycetes; Eurotiales; Aspergillaceae
Source: the annotation of a GenBank genome assembly